AUGUCCGCCUUCAAGCGCGCGUUUGCCCUCCCUAAGGAGGAAAUCGAGAAGUUGACACCGCCGGGAACUACUGUCCUUAUCCAUCGCGAAGAUCAGAAUAGGGAGGGGGGCGGACACAUCGUGUUGGUCCCUGAUCCUUCAGACGAUCCGGCCGAUCCUUUGAACUGGAAGUGGUGGAGCAAGGUCGGCCUCCUAAUCUGCGCAUCUUUCUAUGCGUUCGUUGGGAACUUCACAUCCGCUUCCAUUGCCAGUGCAUUUCCUCUUCUAGCAACGCCGGCGGUGUUCAACCCGCCAGUGCCGAUGAAACGGUUAUCCUACCUCGUUGCCGUGAAUGUUUUGCUCUUGGGCGCCGCAAAUCUUUGGAAUGUGCCUUUGGCCAAUACUUUUGGCAGGCGACCGGUAGUAUUGUUCAGCCUCCUCCUUCUGACCCUCAGCUCGAUGUGGGCUGGACUGGCGACUAGCUUCGGAAGCUUGCUUGCCGCUCGUGCAUUUAUGGGAGUUGGUGCUUCCGUUUCUGAGACUUUAUCUCCUGCUGCAAUCGGGGAGGUGUUUUUUGUCCACCAGCGGGGACGCGCUAUGGCUGUCUACACCAUGAGCAUCGCGCUCGGUCCAUUUUUGGGCGGCCUUAGUGGAAGCUACAUUGCUUUCCGUUACGGAAUAUCGUGGCUCCACUGGGCCAACGUGAUCCUGUCAGCAAUUUGUCUUGCUCUCUGUUUUUUCCUGCUACCCGAGACGCUGUAUGUGCGAAAGCAGCGUCUAAGCACAGUCCGGACGGGGGACGAGCGAGAAAAAUCCGAUGCCCGCUUCGAAAAAACAAUCGAAGAAUCAAUAUCACCUCCGAGCUACAAGACCUUCACGUUCGCCCAGUCCCUCAAAGUCGGGCGAUAUGAGGGCGGGUUACUAUCGAAGCUCGGAGGGCCUUGGCUCAGUCUCCGGUUGCCUGGAGUAUGGCUGGUCAUGUUUUGGUAUGCCGGUCUUGUUGGCGGGAUCGUCACCGUGACCACUAUUAGCCCCCAGGUCAUGGCUUCACCGCCAUACCUCUGGCAUGACCACAUCGGCCUAGCCAACGUGGGCGGCAUCGUCGGCACUUUCGUCGGCGCUGCAUACACUUACUUCGUAGCCGAUCGCGUCCUGACCGGCCAGGUGAAGCAUGAAGCCCAUGGCUUCGCGGAGUCGGAAUCACGGCUGAAAACAACCUUGCCGGGCCUUUUUGUUGCGACCACCGGUCUUUGGGUGUUCGGAUUUUGUGCGGACCAUCCUGGGGGUGCGAAGUGGGUGGGGAUGCAAUUCGGGUUAGGGAUGCUUGCAUUCGGUCUAAUACAGACGCCAUCAGUUGGAUUUAACUAUGCAAGUACCCUCCUGAAUUUGAUUAUUGAUUCAUAUGGCAAAGCGGCCAGUGACUGUUUUGUAGCAGUAGUAGGCAUGCGCGCAAUUAUUGCUUUUAGCUGGACAUUUUUUAUUGGCGAGUGGGUUGCAAAGGCAGGAACGUCAGUGCCGUUCGGUGUUUUUGGUGGGCUUAUGGGGAUUUUCUCCUUAUUGGUCUUUGUCAUUCUGAUUUGGGGGAAGAGGUUCCGAGUCGCGACUGCACAGUGGGUCCAGUAG
Eremomyces bilateralis CBS 781.70 is the source of this 1602-nucleotide messenger RNA. RefSeq names its product MFS general substrate transporter. The transcript is spliced from 8 exons. The record is from RefSeq and is a predicted model, not a curated record. NCBI's taxonomy places the organism in Eukaryota, Fungi, Ascomycota, Dothideomycetes, Eremomycetales, Eremomycetaceae. Gene Ontology annotation, molecular function: transmembrane transporter activity. The coding region runs from base 1 to 1602 and encodes 533 amino acids. Gene Ontology annotation, biological process: transmembrane transport.